Molecule: messenger RNA, 3028 nt
Organism: Drosophila kikkawai
Lineage: Eukaryota; Metazoa; Arthropoda; Insecta; Diptera; Drosophilidae
Gene: chico
Product: insulin receptor substrate 1 chico
Biological process (GO): insulin receptor signaling pathway
Cellular component (GO): cytosol; plasma membrane
Molecular function (GO): insulin receptor binding; phosphatidylinositol 3-kinase binding
Source: RefSeq, a predicted model, not a curated record
UAAAGUGUCAUCGCGAAUAAAUGUGGGUUUGAUAAUAAAGAAUUGCGUUGAACAAUAAUAAUACAAAUCCUAAAUGUAUCGAACGGAGUAAUUGCAAUUACUAAUAAACGAAGUGUUAGUGCCGCAAGCAGCAAGAUACUUUAGGAUAAUGGCAUCUAUUUCGGACGACGGAAUGGUCCUCAGCGGCUACCAGAAAAAAUUGAAGACCAUGAAGAAGAAGUUCUUUGUUUUGUACGAGGAAACGUGCAACACCACAGCACGCUUGGAAUACUACGACACGGAAAAGAAGUUCCUGCAGAAGGCAGAGCCAAAGAGGAUUAUAUACUUGAAGAACUGCUUUAAUAUCAACCGCCGCCUGGAUACCAAGCACAGAUAUGUCAUCGUGCUGUCCUCCAGGGAAGGCGGCUUCGGCAUCGUGCUGGAGAGCGAAAACGAUCUGCGCAAAUGGCUCGAUAAGCUGCUUUUCCUCCAAAGGAAUAUAGCCAACACCAAUGGUCAGGUGUUCUCUACAUAUGACCAUGUUUGGCAAGUGAUUAUCCAAAAGAAGGGACUGGCGGAGAAGGUGGGAAUCACUGGAACCUAUCACUGCUGCCUUAGCUCCAAGUCCCUGACGUUCGUGUGCAUAGGACCGGAGAAGACCCCCAACGGCGAUCACCGAGUGGCUAGCAUUGAAGUUCUACUUACAACGAUACGGCGAUGCGGCCAUGCAUCCCCGCAAUGUAUUUUCUAUAUGGAACUCGGCCGGCAGAGUGUUUUGGGCUCUGGCGAGCUGUGGAUGGAAACGGAUAAUGCAGCAAUAGCGACAAAUAUGCACAAUACGAUAUUAAGCGCCAUGUCAGCUAAAACCGAGUCGAAUGUAAAUUUAAUAAACUCCUUUCAAGCUAGACCAGAUUUUAGUAAUGUGCCAAUGAGACAACGCUCAUCGUCGGCAAACGAAGCCUCAAAGCCCAUAAAUGUUAUUCAUAAUCGCCAAAAGUCACUCGAACUGCGCAACUGUAGUUCCCCCCAUAAUUAUGGCUUUUCGCGUGAGAGAUGUGACAGUUUACCGACUAGAAAUGGCACCCUCAGCGAGUGCAGUAAUCAAACAUACUUUGGAUCGAAUCAUGGACUGAGAUCCAACACCAUUUCUGGCAUCCGUCCGCAUUCGUCAUCCAACAAGCACCAUAGCAAUAGUCCAACGUUCAACAUGCCAUUAAGAUGCUCCGAAUCCGAAGAGUCGUCAAUUAGUAUAGACGAAUCUGAUGAUAAUGGAAGCUUUAGCCACUACCGACUAAACACUCGUUCGUCGAAGAGCGCUAUACCUGAGGAAAACCUUGAUGACUUUGUCUGUGCCGAAUCCAGCAAAGUCACUGGACUAAGUGAAAGUGACGAAACCUAUACCAUGAUGACUCCCAUUAAACCAACCAACGAGGAAAACGAAAAGGUGGAAUUGCAAAGGGUUGAAGAUGCCAAUUUGCAUUUCAACUUUCCCGAACACAUGUCCGAAAAGCUAGCCAAGGAAUUGGAUUUGGAUUCGGAUAAUCAGUGCGGACGUCCCAUUCGUGCCUACUCUAUAGGCAACAAAAUUGAGCAUUUAAAGAUGAAUUCACGACAUGGCUAUAUAAAUGAUACGGGGCAGAAUUCGAACCGCGUGCGGGCUUACUCUGUUGGUUCCAAGUUGAAAAUGCCGCGAUGCGACCUACAGCGCGUUGUCCUCGUCGAGGACAAUAAGCACGAGUUUGAGACGAACCGAAGUCAGAGCAACAUUGCCAGAGGAGCUGGCACCAGUACGGGUCGCGAGAAGAAAUCAACGAGUGCUCCGCUGCUGAGUCUGAAAACACAGGUAAACCCAGACCGAAUGAGUGACUUGAUGGAAAUUGACUUUUCGCAAGCGACAAAUUUGGAAAAGCAAAAGAUUAUCAAGAGCAGUGAAAAGCCCAAAUAUAUUGAGAACUCGUUUGCCAACAAUAUAAGAAGUGAUGGUUCCAAUUUAACCCUGAACGCUGCCAGUCAGAAGAACAUCUUCAAUGGAGCCAAAAUAAAUAAUACGGCAGUGCCAGCGCCAGCGCCAGCAAGCAGCUCGGAGGACGGUUACCUGGAGAUGAAGCCAGUGGGCAAUACGAAUAUUUCCAGUACAAUUAGCCUUCCCAUUAAAAUAGAAAAGCUCAAGGUAAAAGACGAUGUUCAUAAAAUAAGUUCAUACAACAUAAGUCCUGAAAAGUGGAAAGAGCAGCAGCCACCCAGGAGCGCCGUCAUUCUCGCUUCCCUAGAUGAAAUGGCUAAACCCGUAGAAACUAAGAAUUCCGAUGAUAAACUCCCCGAGCUUCAAAGCGAGGUUGAAAAGAAGAAUAAUGUAAAAGAAGUGAAGGUAAUUGAAAAUAACAACCUGGAUUUGAGCAGCCACGAGGAAAAGAAGCUAGUUCAUUCGAUCAGCAGCGAGGAUUACACACAGAUUAAGGAUAAUGGAAAUGAUUUUACCAACUCCAACGAAGUUGGCUACAAAAUUCUACAAAUAAAAAGUGACAGUUCCCUCAUCUCCUCAUCGAGAGUCUACCAAAAGGGCAUCAAGGAUAACCUCGAGAGACAGCUUCGACUCACGGAGAGUGUUAAUAUAAUUCCUGAUAAAACCGCAGCCAAAACCUAUCCAUAUUCAAAGGCGGCCACAGCAACGGCAGACUCCAAAAGCUCGGAGACGUCGCCUCAACCCAACAUUCUGCAGAAUAUAACUGAUUUGAAUUUCCCAGCACGCUCGUCGUCACGCAUAUCCCAGCCGGAGCUUCAUUAUGCCAGUCUAGAUCUUCCCCACUGCAGCGGCGGCCAGACCGCAGCGAAGCAUCUAAAGCGAGGUUCGCGGGAAUCUCCAAUUGCCUUAGGCCCCGAAGACGGUAGCACGUAUGCAAAAAUUGAUUUCGAUCAAUCGGACUCAUCUUCCUCCUCAUCGAACAUAUUUAAUACGUAAAGUUUUCAAGCUUAUUGACUACAUAUAUAUAUGUAUAUGAUUUGUUUAUAAUAUUGUACAUUUAUUGUAAAUAUUCUCGGACAAGCAAAG